GCGACCCGUCCUUGGAAGAGUGUGGCAGAGAGGCGAUACAGCAAGAGGAGCAUCAGUCCGUAGCAUUUCUGGCUUACUCGCCAGAGUCGGUACAGGUCAGCCGUCGAUGUGCCUUUUGAAACAGCUCUCGGCCGCCAAGAUGCAAAGCCUUUCCUCGCUGAUAUUGGCGACAACUGCUGGUGUCGCUUUGGGCGGCAACGUCGUGAGCAACUCGCAGUCGGCAUUUGUACACCUGUUCGAGUGGUCGUGGGGCGAUGUGGCUCAGGAGUGUGAGCAGUGGCUCGGUCCAAAGGGCUUCAAGGCCGUUCAGGUCUCGCCGCCGACGGAGCACAUCCAAGGUGCGGCCUGGUGGACGCGCUACCAGCCUGUCACCUACAACCUGAUUUCGAGAUCUGGUAACGAGACCGAGUUCGCCUCCAUGGUGCAGCGGUGCAAGGAGGCUGGUGUGGACAUCUACGUCGAUGCCGUCUUCAACCAUAUCGCCGCUGGCAGCGGCACGGCGAUAGGUGGCAGUAAGUACGGCGGUCGCGCGACGCCAAUCUAUCGAAGACGCUUGCGGCAAACCACUGCCGCCCCCUGUCGUUCGGCAACGCCCUGGAGGGCUCCACGUGGCAGUUCGAGUUCCCCGUCUUUGGCCCUUCCGGGGAUCUCCUCAGAGCCUCCUUGGCCCUUCUUGGGGGCCUCUCGGGCUCCCUUGGGCGGGAGGCUCUGAAGACCAAGCAGUAGAGCACGCAGCGGAUGUAGAGUAAACACAUGUCUGUUUGAAUGCGCAUGGUUUUUUUGGCUAGCACCCAGGGCCUCCAAGACGGCCCACGAGGCCCUUAAGAGAGCCCCCCAGGAGGGUCUCUUGGGGGCUGCUGAUGGAUCCUAAGCCUCUGCGCCCUUUCUUGGGAGGCUUCCUGGAGGCCCACGGUGGAAGCUCCCGGCAGCGCCUCUGAGCGCUGGGCAGCGCCCCAGAUCCCAUCUGCUUGGUGGUCUGGGCCCUUCGAGCACAAAGCCCUUUUCCGCUCGAGCGCGUGUGUGAGCCUCGGGGCGCUCCGACAGGUGCUGCAGGCACGGGGGCGGGUUCGCCGCAGGACAUGCACCACAGUGACGGCGACGUGGGCAAGAACUGCGGGGUCUCAGACUUCAGGGACAAGCACAACGUGCAGUACUGCGACCUUGUCGGCUUGCCAGACCUGUGCACCUCCUGCGACUAUGUGAAGAAGACCGUCGUUGCUUUCAUCAACCACCUCGCCGAUUUGGGCGUCGCGGGCAUCCGCAUCGACGCCGCCAAGCACCAGGAUGCAGAAGAGUUGGGCUCGCUGCUGAGCGCUGCGAACACCAGCCUGUUUUGCUUUCAAGAGGUAAUAUCUGGCGUUGGCGAAGCGAUUACGCCUGAAAUGUACACCAACAAUGGCGCAGUCACCGAGUUCAACUACGCCAGGCAGCUCGCUCCGAACUUCCUCGAUGAAGGCAAGCUGCAGUUCUUCGACGGCUUCGGAGAGAAGUGGGGCUUCCUUGCCAGCGACAAGGCGGUCGUCUUCCUGGACAACCACGACACGCAGCGCGGCGAGGCCAAGCUCACCUACAAGAACGGCGGGCUGUACCAAUUGGCCAACAUCUUCAUGCUGGCACAUCCGUAUGGUUAUCCGAAGGUCAUGAGCUCGUAUGCCUUUGCUGGCACGGACGACGGUCCCCCAUCUUCGCCCGUGCAUUCCGACGGCGGCGUCGCCUGCAGCGCUGGUCCUGGCCAAGACGCGCCAUGGAUCUGCGAGCACAGGUGGACGGCGAUCGCAAACAUGGCCGCGUGGCGCCGUUCCGCGGGCACUUCCCCUGUGGGCAGCUUCCAGAAGAUGGCGGCCGACGUGAUCGUAUUCUGUCGUGGCCAGACGGCAUGUGUGGCGCUCAAUCGCCUGUCAUCCCCGUGGUCUGGCAAUGCCAAGCUGUCACUCCCGGGCGGUUCGUACUGCAACGUCAUCGAGUCCGACGACACGUCCUCCUGCCCGCAGGUCCAGGUCAACCUCGAUGGCUCUGUGAAUCUGCAGAUUCCGGCUAUGAGCGCGGUGGCUUUGCACACUGGCAAGCAGGCCAAUACGACGCUCAUUCUUACGUGAGACCCUGGCUCCCAGCAGCACUCUCUCGCUCUCUCGCUCUCUCUCUCUCUCUCUCUCUGUGUUUUUGCGCCAGCUCGACGGUCUUGUCGGGGAUCCAGCCCGCCCGCCGGCUCGCCGACGCUUCUGGCGGGGGCGGAAGCUUCUCGGGCCGGAGGCCACGCCCGGGCUGGGCUCACACGGUGAUGAGCAGCGAGGGCAGCUUGCAGCAAAACCCGCGGGCAGCCAAGGCCGCCGGCGGGCCAGGCUCGGUGCAGUUGCCAGGGGAAGCCAGCCGUUCGCGUUCGGGCGGCGCGCAGGCCAGGGGCGUGCGUGAGGCCGCUCAGCUGGCCCCCACGGGGCGGUGCAGCUGAUACAGCGCCCGCCUUCGCAGGUGUGCGCGCUGAGGGGGCACCAGGAAGACCUCUGCCUGCGGGUCUCGCCUCGCGCUCGCCGCGGAAAGGGAGAG
Molecule: messenger RNA, 2541 nt
Organism: Prorocentrum cordatum
Lineage: Eukaryota; Dinophyceae; Prorocentrales; Prorocentraceae
Source: the annotation of a GenBank genome assembly